AUGACUGAAUGGCUUCCCAGGAAGGCAGAACAAUCUCAUCUACGUCUCGAACUACUAAGAGCUGCAGAUUACCAUGAUUUGCAGACUUUGUAUGCAGCCAUUGUAGAAGAGAUCUCUAUACGAGACUUCAGCAAUGAGACCAUCUUGGAAUUGCUAUCUUUAGGAUACAAAUAUACUAGAGACAACUCCUCUUUGAAGGCCGCUGCUAUCAAGUACAUUGUACAUCUAAGGAACCGCGUCAGUGUCACGAAAUCAGAGGCAUUCACAAAUCGUAUAAUGUAUGGAGAACUUGCAAUAUGUGUAUUAGGCAUUUACAUUUGCUUUAUAAAAUGGGGCGAAAUGCAAGAACGAAUCACCACCCUGCCCUACAACAAUGGCACAAUUAAAUUCAAGCACUAUUUAUUCUUGAAUCUGGCACAAUCGAUCAUCGCAUCCCUCGCAUCAUCCGCAUACGUGCUCAUCACAAAACAAGGAAUAGGCAAAAUAUCACGACCACUGAUAUACGAGUACAUCCAAGUAUGCGUCAUGCAAGCCAUCGCACCCCAAUUCGGAUAUGCAGCUCUGAAACAUAUAGAUUAUCCAACGGUUAUAUUGGGCAAGAGCUGUAAACUGGUGCCUGUCAUGGUUGCUGGGAUUGUGCUGCAUCGCAAGUCGUUUGCGUGGUAUAAAUAUGUGGUUGUGGCAUUGAUAACAGCUGGUGUAUCGGGGUUUAUGCUGCUGCAUGAUCAAGAGAAUACUAGUAAGGGUAGUCAGAGUAGUAGUGCAUAUGGACUGUUGCUGCUGACAUGUAAUCUAUUAAUCGACGGAGCCACCAACUCGACCCAAGAAUCCAUGUUUAAACGUUACCAUAUAAAAGGCCCGCAAAUGAUGUUCUUUAUGAAUAUCGGACUUGCAUCCAUCAUGGCUACAUACCUCCUCAUAAACCCAUACACGUCCGAAAUAUCAAACGCAGUUAUAAUGAUGAAACAGGAUCCAUCUCUAAUGACAGAUAUCUUGCUUUUUGGAUUGUGUGGUGCAUCAGGUCAGCUGUUUAUCUUCCAUACACUACAACGAUUUGGAGCAGUCAGUCUGGUGACUGUCACGGUGACACGUAAAAUGCUGACAAUAUUAUGGUCUGUGUUCCGAUUUGGACAUUAUUUGAAUGCUGGACAGUGGGUGUCUGUUGGGCUGGUGUUUAUUGGGAUACUGGUGGACGGGUAUGCGCCAAAGGAGUAUGUAAAAAAGGAACGACUGGAAUUAGGACAAAUGGAUUCUGCUUCUAGUACUGAUGCUAUACAUGCUAUGAAUGGUGAUAUAACAGCUGCUACGAAUGGUUUAGUCUCGAACGGGUCUGUCAACCAGCAAACGAAUGGUCGUGUCAAAAGUAGUAUUGAUGCUGUCACGGAAAUGAAACCGAAACGAAGGACCUCUGAACGUAUACGUAGAUCACGACAAGUAUAA
Molecule: messenger RNA, 1440 nt
Organism: Synchytrium microbalum
Lineage: Eukaryota; Fungi; Chytridiomycota; Chytridiomycetes; Synchytriales; Synchytriaceae
Exons: 2
Coding region: 1-1440 (479 amino acids)
Biological process (GO): UDP-galactose transmembrane transport
Cellular component (GO): endoplasmic reticulum membrane; Golgi membrane
Molecular function (GO): UDP-galactose transmembrane transporter activity; UDP-glucose transmembrane transporter activity
Source: RefSeq, a predicted model, not a curated record